Eremothecium sinecaudum is the source of this 594-nucleotide messenger RNA. RefSeq names its product Yra2p (gene YRA2). Gene Ontology annotation, molecular function: RNA binding. The coding region runs from base 1 to 594 and encodes 197 amino acids. The record is from RefSeq and is a predicted model, not a curated record. The transcript has 2 exons. NCBI's taxonomy places the organism in Eukaryota, Fungi, Ascomycota, Saccharomycetes, Saccharomycetales, Saccharomycetaceae.
AUGGCCGUUGAAGAAGAAUUAGACCAAAUAAUUGGCGAAGGACACUAUCGCCGUCGUGAUUUAAGGAACGGUCUUGCUUCAAGAAUGGGUUUAAGUGAAGCUAGCGUUCGUCAAAGCUAUGCCCGUGAUACCUACAAGAGGGAUAGGUAUGUUAGCAGGCCUCCACAAGCGUCAACAAAGAGAGUACGUUUUGUUAAUCUUCCAUUAGACACGCGAGAUGAAGAAAUUAUGGAUAUGGUUCGCGAGUUCAAUAAUCCUACGUAUAGUAGGUUCUACGAUCACGAUGGGGGAAAGACCGCUAUCUUCGAGUUUGAAAAUAGUCAUGAUGCUGAGAAGUGUGUCGAAAGGUUCAGUGGAACUGAGAUAGCGGGUCACAAGAUUGAAGUCGAAAUAUUUGAGCAGCGUGCUAGUCGCCCACGGAUUGGGUAUCCCAGAAGGCAGCGGCUUGGUGAUCGGAUAGGAAAGAACCAUAGUACUCGGCGGUUUCAGAACCGUCCACCACAUAGACCCAAAUCGGAAAUGAGAAUCAAGGAGUCUCAGCCAAACCUGGAGAAAUUGGAUGCUGAGCUAGAUGCGUACAUGAAUGGAGAAUAA